This is a messenger RNA of Pieris brassicae (large cabbage white), 3422 nucleotides long. Its product is annotated as E3 ubiquitin-protein ligase MARCHF8-like. Gene Ontology annotation, molecular function: zinc ion binding; ubiquitin protein ligase activity; MHC protein binding. Gene Ontology annotation, biological process: antigen processing and presentation of peptide antigen via MHC class II; protein polyubiquitination; immune response. The transcript has 8 exons. The record is from RefSeq and is a predicted model, not a curated record. Lineage: Eukaryota; Metazoa; Arthropoda; Insecta; Lepidoptera; Pieridae. Gene Ontology annotation, cellular component: early endosome membrane; late endosome membrane; lysosome. The coding region runs from base 309 to 1388 and encodes 359 amino acids.
AGAUUUUAACAUUCGUUAUGAAUAGAAUUCCGUGUGAUUCCUUGCAGACUGCAAGUACCUAAAUACCUAUCAGCUAUUCUACCUAUUGUAGUUUGCAGAUUUGCAGUGUAAACAUUGUAAUAAAAUUGUAGGCGUAAAGUAUUCUCUAAACGCUUUAAAAUGAGAAAAGGUUUAUUUUAUUGUUCGUGUUUAGUUCUUGGUUAUAAAAUAAAUGUCAUGUUUCUUACAUUUUGCUUUGUCGAUAUUAUGUGUUGUUAAAUUGAAACUGAAAAUUCAAAGUGGAAUAGUGUGAAUUAUUGAGUGUAAUAAUGCCUGUUCAACAAAUAAACGUCAAAAAUUCGAGUGAAAUUGAAAGUUGGGAAUGGGGUGGUGGAUGUGGCAAAGAGACGAUACGUGCUGGGUCUGGAAGCAGCCAGACUUCUUGUAGUAAUUCUAGUGGUGAUAUCUGCAGAAUUUGUCAUUGUGAAAGCGAGAUCCACAACCCGCUGCUAGCACCCUGCUAUUGUUCUGGUAGCUUAAAGUUUGUCCACCAAAGCUGUUUACAACAAUGGUUGACUGCCUCUGAAACAAGAUCAUGUGAACUCUGCAAAUUUAAUUUCAUAAUGCAUACAAAGAUAAAACCAUUUAAUGAGUGGCGUCUCCUGGAGAUGUCGGGCGUUGAAAGGCGGCGCUUAUGCUGCGCUGUGCUGUUUCACUGCGUAGCUGCACUCUGUGUUAUGUGGUCACUGUUCGUACUUAUAGAGAGAGCCGUCGAGGAGGUUAACAAGGGACAGAUUGCUUGGCCGUUUUGGACGAAACUGGUGGUUGUGGCGGUCGGUUUCACGGGUGGAGCUGUGUUUAUGUACAUCCAGUGUCGACAGUACUUACACUUGUGCAAUCGCUGGCGAGCCCACAAUAGAAUAUUGCUCAUACAAAACGCGCCAGAAAAGGUGCCGAUUAGUUUGUCACCGCCUUUGCGUAGUAAGAGACGGGAGAGGAGUGCGAGGGGGCAGGUGGUAGCCAAUAUUGAGCCUUUGCCCCCUCCGGCUGCGUAUCACGAGGAGGAUGAAAGUGGGGGCUUCGAGACUUAUAGGGGUAAUCCACAUCGGCGGCUUUCUGCGCUUAAUGAAGACCGGUUGAGUACGGACAACCCCAGACUGAGAACUGAACCUGAAGAGGUACGGCGUUACUCGGACACUCGUCUAUCACAGCCGGUUACAGUUGCCGUUGAAGAGGUUGUCACACAACCCGCUGAGGGAGGCGUAUACCACAUCGCGGUAGACCCCCUUGAAGCCGAUAUACGCUCGCUUCUCGCACUCGAAGCACGUCGCGAGGCGCGCGCGGCCCGAUCGCUUCCGAAUUUGCGCGCGAGUCGCGAGUCCCUCUUAAACCCUAAUCAUCCUUCCUGAGGUAACCUCACCCUCUACCUGGACGAUAACAUCUAUUAGAUUAAACGUGCAGAGUUAUUUUGCUUUGAUGACUCAGUAAGUUCCGUUUUGGUUCAUUGUUUCAUGUUCAGGCAUUUUUGUAUGUUCAUUAUUGUUUGCGACAUUUUUCUCUAAAAUAUCUUUAUUUACAUAAAACUCAAAUGAAUUUAAACGCGAAUUAUAAUAACAAUUAGUUUUUAUGAAUAAGGGCAAGGUUUUCGCUGACCAUGACUGCAAAUCGAGUUAAGUAUAAUCGCGUUAAAGAGUUUUAUUUGAACAAUUAAAAGCCAGUUUCCUUAUGUUUUAUGUAAAUAAGUUAACAUCACAUAUGUGUAAAGUGUAAAAUAUAUGUAUGUAAUACGUAUCUCAUUAUAUGGGCGAAUAUAGUAUAUAACUCCUGGUAGAUUUAGUAUUGCAAUACAACUUCGGCAUUUUCAUUUUGCGGCCAUUUUGUGUGAUUGUUGUGAAUAUCAAUGAGAUGCGUACACGUCUACGUAUGCGCACGUUAGACGUACUUGUCCCACACAUCUUUUUGUAAUGUAUUAUUAUAUAAACUUAAGAGCAGGUUCAAAUAAUAGCUAUCCUUUUCCUUGUCUAAUAAAUAAAAGAGGAUAUGUUUAGUUUUUACCCUACAUUAAUUUUCUGCAAGUUUAUGUAUACUACAAAAAGAGAUCAGAAUCUUUGGAUUCAAAUCGCCCUGUGUUUGUAUAUGUGUGAAUUCGACCAAAUGUUAUAUGUAUUACUAAGAAUUAUUGGAAAUUUGUUAAGUAUUAAUCUGUUCGAUUCCACCCAUCGUGUGUACAUUCGAAUGUUAUAGAAUGAGUACGUAAACUACAGCUGAGAAUCAUCCGCGAUUCUGAUUGGGCAAUGUAAUAUGACGUGUUAGGUCACGUGGCUAUGUUGCUGAUAGAACUUGCAGUCGUAUCGUCUUUUUUACAUUCUCCCAAAUGAUAGAGCAUCUCCUGGACAGGCGUGCCCAACAGGCCGCAUGUAACAUCUCAUCAGAUGGGAUUGAAGCCAAACGUCUGUCCAGUUAAAAAUAAUACUCAAAAUUUGGUACUCAGCUUUAGAAAAUGUUCUAAUACUACUGGUAUAAAGUGAUGAAUAAGGAAUGUUUCUUUAAUCAGCAUGUUACUAAGACACAGUUUAUGGUUUUUUUUUAUAUAACGCAGUGUUUCCCAUUGUUGCCCAUACAUAAUUUUUAAUAUUAAAAAUAUUAUUUGUUCGCUUAGAAAACUUGAAUUUACCAGGAAAUUGAUAUCAAAACAGUUAGUUUCAAAUAAUAGAUACAUGUAAUAAAAAAAUUAAACUCCGUAUUUGUUUAUACUUUCGAAUAAUCAAAUUCCAUGUGAGGCUUGGGCUCUAAGUUGGGAAACACUGAUAAAACGCCUAUUUAACAGCGUAUUCGUUGAACGUACACAUGAUGGAGCAUAUGUUACCUGUAGAUAGGAUAGUUAUGACAUUUGGUGCUAAAGCAUGAAAGCUCUUUCCGCAACCUUGUACUAUAAUCUAAUCAAGUGCAGAUUCAUUUGCAAUGCCAUAAUGUAACUCUAUGUCUUGAGUAUAAGGGCAAUGUAUUAUAAGGCUGAACUGUCAAAAUUCUAAAUUUAUUGCACAAUUAAAUGAAAUUCAAUUGUUUCAGAAUGCCAAGUGUAAAUAAUUUCAGGUUUAAGUUAUCCUAAAACCGUUAAGUUUAUUGGUUGUAACUAAAUUAGUGCCUUGUUUUGAUGAAAUUGGUCCUAUGGAGAAUGGAUUGAGCGAUCCAGAUACGAGGGGAUGUUUUGUCCUUGUCUUGGUUAAUCUAUGAAAGAGAGACAGUAACCUAGUCUCGAUGGCUCAGUCUAUUCGUUGUACAUUUUAUUCUCCUUUGAUGUAAUAUGGCUUUUACGCCUGUGAUAGUAUCGUAAGCGAUUUCUUUUUGCUCAAAAUUUGAUUUCUCCUUACGAUCCGUACUUAUAGUUGAUGAAAUUUGUAAGACUGUAUUUUUUGUUAUGUAAAUUGUUAACUCCAGAUUAU